Molecule: messenger RNA, 2336 nt
Organism: Pseudophryne corroboree (corroboree frog)
Lineage: Eukaryota; Metazoa; Chordata; Amphibia; Anura; Myobatrachidae
Gene: RNF5
Product: ring finger protein 5
Exons: 6
Coding region: 83-589 (168 amino acids)
Biological process (GO): ubiquitin-dependent protein catabolic process
Cellular component (GO): endoplasmic reticulum
Molecular function (GO): ubiquitin-like protein conjugating enzyme binding; metal ion binding; ubiquitin protein ligase activity
Source: RefSeq, a predicted model, not a curated record
AGUCGACCACCCCCCCCACCCCUUUGACCUCUCCCGUGACGCUCCGCCCAUUGGCCUGCUAGGUUCCGGUCUCUCGGUUGCCAUGGCGGCGGCUGCUGGCAGCCCCGGUGUGGCCUAUGAAUGCAAUAUCUGCCUGGAGACCGCACGGGAGCCGGUGGUCAGUGUGUGCGGCCACUUAUACUGCUGGCCUUGUCUUCAUCAGUGGUUGGAGACGAGGCCGGAGCGCCAGGAAUGUCCAGUGUGUAAGGCCUGCAUCAGUCGAGACAAUGUGAUCCCAAUAUAUGGCAGAGGGGGCACUAACCAGCAAGACCCCAGGUUGAAGACCCCACCGCGACCCCAGGGACAGAGGCCUGAACCAGAGAACAGAGCAGGAGGGGGGGUCCCCGGGUUCACGGACACUGGCUUCCACAUGUCUUUUGGCAUCGGAGCUUUCCCUUUUGGCUUUUUUACUACAGUCUUUAACACCAAUGACUUCCAGUCAGCACCACGAGCAGACACUGGGCUCCCCCAAGGCAGGAUGUUCGGAUUAUUUGACUCUCUCUUUCUCAUCAUUGCUGCCUUCUUCUUCCUCUGGUUAAUCAGCGUGUGAGGCUCUGGUGCUGCUCGUCCACUGGGGGUCUUUACUCUUAAAACUUCAGCCACCGGAGAGUCUGCAGUGGGCCGCGCCUCAUCCUGUCCUGUCAAACACUCCUCUUUUUUUAAUAUCAUUAAUAUACAUUACUCCAAAUUCAUUGUCAUUUUUUCUACGGGCACUUUAUGUAAAUCCACUCCGGUGCCGCGUCACGUCUGUAACCGUUAAACUUUUUCUACAUUUGUAAUUCUCCUCGUUUUCCUUUUGCACACUGUAAAAUGCUCCUUGGUGACAGCUGAGGAAAUCUGGAACUACCAUAUAUAGAGAUGUAACGUUCUAAAUCUUGGAUAUGACCGAAUUGGUUUCUCUGUAAUCUUUCAGAUCUCUUCUAUAAAAUUUCAUUGUACAACGUCUCAGGUCGCUGCAAAAUGUCACUCUUCGCUAAGGUCCAAGGCGUCGACUAAUGGGAAAAUAAAAUGGUCAUUUAAAGGGAGGCCAGAUGGAUAUAUUCUCUGGGAAAAAUUGGAUAUAUUCCCCAAAGCUGUCAUAGUUUUCCAUGGCUUAAGAAAAGAACCAGUGUUCCUGUAUGACAUACUGUAGACUGUUUUGUGCAGUACCCAUUUGUGUUGGCAGGAGGCGCUGCUGGUCCUAGUAAAAUACACAAAUUGGCGGCAGACCUUUACAUAAACGCAUCCUUCCUUUUGACGCACAGUGAAGGGUCAACAAUGUGGUGGCAGCAAAUAUUUUAUCGGAUGAUCUUCCUGUGAAUACAAGUGAUGGUUUGUUAGUAAAUGAUGUCUGCAUGCUGGUUUUUCCAGCAAUUCCUGGAGAGACUAACUGUGAGGCAUUGCUAUAAGCUACUGAAUAAAAAGAAUACAUAGGGGAAGAUUUAUCAAAGCGUGGAGAGAGAUAAAGUGUCAACCAAUCGGCUCCAAGUUACAGGCUGUGUUUGAAAAAUAACAGGAGCUGAUUGGUUGGUGCUUUAGCUCUCUCCAUGUUUGAUACUUCUCCCCAAUAUUUUCUUAAACUGUGUCCGGUUCCGCCGAGAGAAGCUGCAACCGCCUCCGGUAGAAUGCAGUGUCCCUCAACGCCACUACGAGAGGUCAAAAAUAUAACUGCUUGGACGUGAUCAGGACUGAAAGAAAACUGUGGAUCCAUUUAUAUCGGACUUCGUAAGGGCUGUAUUCAGUCAGUGACACUCAAUAUAAACAAAAAAGAUAAUUAUAUAUAGGCAAAAUUUAUAUUGGUAAGGCAUGGUACAUUUUCCUUAUGAAAACGUGAUGUCAUCUGGUGACCUGGCUGCUACAGUUACAGUCUCACCGCACAUGUGAUAUAAAAGUGCUGAGCAAAAAGCAGCGGCUUCCUUUCUGCUUAAGGUUUAUAUUACAGUCACCAUCCAUUUGCAUGUUAUCCAUCUGGUGCUGUUUGAGAAGCUUGGCGUCGGCAGUGAUCUUCUCCGACGAUAGGCAGCUAGGUCCAUGUGACGAUGUCUAUUUUCUGCUCUGACGUGAAGCGGCCGAGAGAAUGACAGUCUUGUGUCUUAGAUCUGGGGUUUCCUCUCCUCUGACCUCACAGGCUCUCAGGAGUGCUCAAUUCUAACACUAUCCCUCCCCCAAAAUAAUUGUCCCAGAGGACAGCUCUCUCCACCUUCACUCCUGGAUAUCACACUGGAGCAGUCUUAAUGAUUCAAGAUCAUCAAGCAAAGUAUAAUUAUUGCUGAAGGCUUCGCGUAUUGUACAGUCAAUAAAAUGUAACCGAUUCACAA